AUGAAAAGUACUGGGAUCCUUUUGACUAUCAUAUCUGCAAGCACGGGACUUGGUGCCCUUGCCGAUAUUGCUCUCCUUGAACCUUGGGCUAACACAACAUGGACUUCAGGAGGGAAAGGAAAUAUUCAUUGGAAAUCUGAGGCUUCUGAAAACAACGUAUUUUGUGAUAUUCAGUUGAUGAAUGGCAACAUCACAGAUGGCCAGUUGGUUGCUUAUAUAACUGAUCCACAUGCACCCGUGCUCUGCUCGUCCAAUUCAUACACCGUAUCGCCGUUGAAUGACUUGAGUGAUGGACUCUAUUGGAUUCGAGUUGGUACAAAGGAUCGCUGGGCGUACUCACACCAAUUCCGGUUCAAAGGCUCGGGUGGAAACCUGUCGCUAUAG
This is a messenger RNA of Lichtheimia ornata, 384 nucleotides long. RefSeq lists its product as uncharacterized. The transcript has 6 exons. The coding region runs from base 1 to 384 and encodes 127 amino acids. The record is from RefSeq and is a predicted model, not a curated record. Lineage: Eukaryota; Fungi; Mucoromycota; Mucoromycetes; Mucorales; Lichtheimiaceae.